This is a messenger RNA of Onychomys torridus (southern grasshopper mouse), 4846 nucleotides long. It is a transcript of the gene Zbtb26, whose product is annotated as zinc finger and BTB domain containing 26. The record is from RefSeq and is a predicted model, not a curated record. Bases 181 to 1539 code for a protein of 452 amino acids. Gene Ontology annotation, cellular component: nucleus. Gene Ontology annotation, biological process: regulation of transcription by RNA polymerase II. Lineage: Eukaryota; Metazoa; Chordata; Mammalia; Rodentia; Cricetidae. Gene Ontology annotation, molecular function: protein binding; DNA-binding transcription factor activity, RNA polymerase II-specific; RNA polymerase II cis-regulatory region sequence-specific DNA binding. The transcript is spliced from 2 exons.
GGGGCCCGUCGUCCUCCGAGCAUUCCGAUUGGCGGAGAUGACCAUGGGACCUGGAAGUUGUCUUUGUCCGGCCAGGGCUGCCCUUCCGGUUCCGUUGGGUCCCCCUUUGGCUCCGAUUGCCUGCCCCUCCCCCUUCCCGGAGCCCCGAGGGGCCGGAGCUCCUGGCGGUGCCAGAUCUAGAUGGCGGCCUUCCCCCCGGGUCUGUCUGCCAAAAUGUCUGAAAGAUCAGAUCUCCUUCACUUCAAGUUUGAAAAUUAUGGAGAUUCAAUGUUACAAAAAAUGAACAAAUUAAGAGAAGAGAAUAAAUUUUGUGAUGUUACAGUUCUCAUAGAUGAUGUUGAGGUGCAGGGGCAUAAAAUUGUUUUUGCUGCAGGCUCCCCCUUCUUAAGAGACCAGUUUUUACUGAAUGAUUCCCGAGAGGUGAAAAUCUCCAUAUUACAGAGUUCUGAAGUGGGGAGACAAUUGCUCUUAUCCUGUUAUAGUGGUGUGCUGGAAUUCCCUGAGAUGGAGCUGGUAAAUUACUUGACUGCUGCGAGUUUUCUUCAGAUGAGCCACAUUGUAGAGCGGUGCACACAGGCGCUGUGGAAGUUUAUAAAGCCCAAACAACCAAUGGAUAGUAAAGAGGGAUGUGAACCACAGAGUGCUUCUCCCCAGUCGAAAGAACAGCAGGGAGAUGCCAGAGGCUCUCCAAAACAGGACUUACCUUGUAUUCAUCCAUCUGAAGACAGUAUGGAUAUGGAGGACAGUGAUAUUCAGAUUGUUAAGGUAGAAUCUAUUGGGGAUGUAUCAGAGGUUAGAAGUAAAAAAGAUCAGAACCAGUACAUUUCUUCAGAACCCACUGCUUUACAUUCAUCAGAGCCCCAGCACUCCCUGAUAAACUCAACUGUGGAAAACAGAGUAAGUGAACUAGACCAGAGCCAUCUCCACAAUUACGCCCUCUCUUACACAGACAAUGAUGACAUCAUCAUGACCUCAAAAGAUGUCUUUGGGCCUAAUAUUCGAGGUGUAGACAAAAGCUUACAGUGGCAUCACCAAUGCCCAAAGUGUACCAGGGUGUUCCGUCACCUGGAGAACUACGCCAACCAUUUAAAAAUGCACAAACUCUUUAUGUGUCUACUCUGCGGCAAGACUUUCACUCAGAAAGGCAAUCUUCAUCGACACAUGCGUGUACAUGCCGGAAUUAAACCUUUCCAGUGUAAAAUCUGUGGGAAAACCUUUUCUCAGAAGUGUUCCUUACAGGACCAUCUUAACCUUCACAGUGGAGAUAAGCCCCAUAAAUGUAACUAUUGUGACAUGGUUUUUGCACAUAAGCCAGUUUUGAGGAAACACCUUAAACAGCUGCAUGGCAAAAACAGCUUUGAUAAUGCCAAUGAGAGGAAUGUACAAGACCUCACAGUGGAUUUUGAUUCUUUUGCAUGUACAACAGUCACAGACUCUAAAGGUUGUCAGCCACAACCUGAUGCAACACAGGUCCUGGAUGCAGGUAAACUGACCCAAGCUGUCCUCAGCUUAAGAAGUGAGAGUACAUGUGUAAACUGAGGAGGGCCAGUGCUCACAGCUAGAAUCGACUCAGAGUGUGGCAAUAGUGCUAAGUCUCUUUAGGAGUGGUUUGGAUAGCUUCUUCAAAGCCUCCAAGCAAGUGGUUGUGGGUGAGCACCAAUAGACCAGGCAGCUCCCACUUGUAGUGGCUUUGCUUUCUUUUAGCUCUCUCCAGGUUCUUUUUUGAGUUAUUUUAUCCUGUGAUGUCUGUUUUCCUUUCCUAAGGAAUAAUUCCAUUUGUCUACCUAGUGUCAAUACGUGUCUUAGACUGACACUAUUUUAAUCUUUUUACCAAGCAUAUUCUGAAGGUACUAACAAAUAGCAUCACCUACUUCCCACUAAUCGAUGCUGUGCUUAGAAAAGUUCAUUUUCUUCUUUGGGGGAAAAUGAGUCUGUGAUAUGAGGUUACACUGCUUUUGACCUAAAUAUGUGAUAGAGCCUCUGUUUGUCUACUGUGAUUCAUCUAAGACUGAUGAGUGGUUCUGCUUCCUACCAUUUGUACUUUUUUUGGAGCUGCUAUGAAGAUGUAUAUUGGUUUGUUCUUUAAACACUAACACAGCCCAUUGAAUUAUUAUAACCCAGAAUACAAUCCUUUCAGCAACAUCUGCAGACAAAUAGGGACCACUAUGGGAAGGAAAAUCAGCAAAUAAUAGAAGUAUAAUAAAACAACAGUGGGCACAUGGAAGGUUCCCUAAACCUUAUUAUGUUCCAACAAGAGACUAGCUGCUUAUGUAUGUAUGUACCCUGUUUAUAAUUGGAAAUACUUUGGGCAUAUUUAAGUGAGCUAAAGAAUAAUGAAUGGUCUCUGUAGGAAUGGACUAUAUUGGAAUCUGAACUUCAUCUCAGAGUUUAUUACAUAAGAAAGGUGAGUUUGGCCAUGGCUUUUGUGUAGUUUACAGUGUCUCCUGGUUUCCCUUUUCUCAACAGAUGAAAAAAAAAAUUAAGUGGGAUACAGAAGAAUAACCAGAAUUUUUGCAUUUAGGUAAUCUUAGAGAUACAAUGAUACACUGUCCACUUUGCCACCUUUCAUAGUUGAUCUUCAAGAAUGGAAAAAACAAUUCUUUAUUCUAAAGUACAUUUCAGAUAUAAUUUUGAGCUUUUUUCUGACCCAGGGGUUAUAGUAAAGUAUAGGAUUGCUAGAGAACUUAGAAACUCUUGAAAGAUUGUUUACACUAUCUCUGUCAUUUAAGUAGGAACAUUCAAAUGGGAAACCUGGCCACCAUUGGACAAAAUACAUCUUUUCUGCUAUACCUUGGCUUUAAAAGAUGGUGAAUAAUACAUUAACAAAGUUUCCAGUUUUGUUUCACUGAUCCCUUUUGGCUUUUGAAAUCAGCCUGACAUUUGCCAACAAAAUGUCACAGAAGGACUUAUGAUAAUUAUUUAUUUAAACUUUGUUUACUUUGGUGGCUUGUGCCUGUAAUCUCAGAAUUUAUGAAGUUGAAGCAGGUGGGUUUCUGUAAGUUAGAGGCCAGCCUGGACUAAGACCUAAAUAAAUGUAAUUUUACUGUGUUGGUGCUGGAAGUCAAGCCCCGGGUCUCACAUGUGCUAGGCAAGCACUGAACCUACCACUAAGGUACAGCCCUAGCCUGCUAACUGUUUUUAGCUAGAUGAAUUGUUUCUAAGUGAGUGAUUGGUUUGGGUAUGAAGGGAAGGAAAAGUUAGAAUAAUGUGAGAUAGAUCCAAAUGUGUAACUGAUUUUGUCCAAGAAACUUUAUUCCCACUAGACUUUUGUUUUUAUUUUUGAGCUAUGAGAGUACAUGCACAGAUAAUCCAAAAACUAAACCUAAUUUAUAUAUAGAUGUUAUAAUUUGAUAUAUAUACAUGGCUCAGAUUUGAGGCAUAAUUUCUUCUAAAUAUUUAAAUAAGUAUACAGUUAACUAAUAAGACUUGUAGGUAGUUUAUGCCCAAUAUCACUCAUUGUAUGGUCUAAUAAUGCUUUCUAGCAUUCUGAAUUUUAGUGAGUUAUCCAAAGAGCACCAGUUCUGUGCAACAAUGGGACUUUGCCAUGUCAUCCAGUGUUUUGAAUAUUUUCUCAGAAACUUUUUAUUCAAUAGGAACAUUUCAAAAUCACGGGGCUCCACAUGUUGUUAUUCCGGUUACUGUUAGUAGCUUAAGGACUAAAAACAGCAUGGGUUCAAAUAAUACUCUUCUCCCUUGUUGGAGGCUGUGUCUUGAUUUAUUUCAGUCAUUCAGAAGCCUUUUCUUCUUUUUUUAAAUGCUGGGGAGUUUGAACCCAAGGCCUCAAGCAUGCUAACCAUGUUCUCUACAACUGAGCUACUCCCACAGCCUCAAGAAACAUUAAUAAGCAACUGGUAUUUCCAGGCACUAUGUUAGAUUCUGAAGAUAGGGAGGUAAGAUUGAUAUAAUCCCUGUUGUUAUAGGACUUACUGUGUCAAGUGAUUUUAGUGAGAUAAGAUCUCCAAUUUAUUUCAUAACCAAGAAUGACUGCCUUGUUGUCUUUGUUCAUUUAAAGCAGUAGUUCCUUUGGGGGCAGAGGAGCUUGAAUGACCCUGUCAUAGGGAUCACCCAAGACCAUCAGAAAACACAGAUAUUUACAUUAUGAGGAACUAUAUUAAAGGGUCGCAGCAUUAGGAAUGUUGAGAACCACUGACUUAAUGACAGCUUUCUUAGGGUUUUUCUUUACUAAAAUUUUUACUUCUCACUGUUGCAAGUGCAAACCACUUGCCUAAUUUAUGGUCUCUUCCAUUUCUUGGCUGGAAAGGUCUUAUUUCUGUGAGACAUUUAAGUUUGGUGGGACUUGGGUUCUUUGUUUACACAUUUGUCAGAUUUUUAUUGCAAAGAGGUCAAGUUAUUUUAUAGUGGAAGAGGUUUUUAACACUAGUCAUGGUUCUAUGGAGUCGAGUGUAAACCUUAGUUACUCAUUAUUUGGGUCUUUUUUAUUUGAGGCAGGUUCUUACUAUGCACCCUUUCUGCCUCAGCCUCCCCAGUGAUGGGAUUAAAGGCGUGUGCCACCAUGCCAGGUUCAAUUUUUUGUGUUGUAUGGAUUUCUAGGAAAACUUCAAAAGGAAGAGGACUCUCUUUACUGUAGUUUGGUUUUUUUAAAAUUACUGUUAUUUAUUUAUUUAAUAUUAAAAAAGCUCCAAACUGAAGUGGCUGUGAGGUAAAUCAAGUGUGUGAAAGGUGGCUGGUGUCACCAUUUCUAAAAUACUGUCCUAAACAAACUACUUAGAACAUUUUAUUUCAGCUCAUGAAUGGCUGUUCUAAAUCUGUUGUAUGUUAGACAUACUUUGAACUACCUCUUUACUCAAAAUGGGGAAGUUUCCUUAAUAAAAGUGUGACAAUUAAA